AUGGAUCGCGAACGUCUUCGAGACAUUGUUCUCAAGCUGAUCGACUUUGGGAAAACGACUCACCUGGUUUCUGAACUCAGCCGGGAGGACGUGGAAUACAUACUCGAUUGGGGUCAACGGGUCGUCCGACGAGAGGAAUCAGUCACAGAAAUCGCUGGGCCUGUCACGAUUUGUGGCAGUCUGUUUGGUGACUUCAGAAACCUUCUGGAUUUGCUCGAAGUAGGUGAGCACCCGCCUCUGAACUCGUACUUGUUUCUUGGCGACUUCGUCAAUCGCGGGAAGAAUUCGCUCGAGGUGGUCUGUCUCCUUGUGAGCUACAAACUGCUAUAUCCGAGCUGCGUUGUGAUGCUGCGUGGAGCCCAGGAGACGAAUGAGCUGACACGGAGAAAAGGUUUGAAGGCUGAGAUCAAAUACCGCUUCGAUACCCAUCUGUACAAAAGGCUCAUGGAAUUCUUCGGCUUCCUCCCGCUAGCGAGUGUUGUUGCGGGUAGAAUAUUCGCUUGCCACGGGGGACUCAACAGACAUGUUCACACCAUCGACAGCGUGAGGAGAAUAAUUAGGCCGCUCCCCACACUCGAGCGAGCUGCUGCUGGAAUCGUUUUCUCCGAACCGAUCGAAGGUACAGGCUUCCUUGGACACGCCGACGAGUCCUGCGGCUAUGGCUCCGAUAAGGUGUUGAGUUUCCUGAAGGCAGCGGGACUCGAUCUCAUCUGUCGUACUGGCGAUUGUGUACCCGGAGGAUUUCGCUAUCACUGCAACCGGAAUGUGAUCAAUAUAUUCUCGACGAUGAAUUUCUGUGGACAUGGUAACCCGGCUGCACUUUUGAAGGUCGCCCGAAAUGGAACAUGGGAAGUUGUGCUUUGCAAGGAAGAAGGGAGCUGA
Molecule: messenger RNA, 882 nt
Organism: Galendromus occidentalis (western predatory mite)
Lineage: Eukaryota; Metazoa; Arthropoda; Arachnida; Mesostigmata; Phytoseiidae
Product: serine/threonine-protein phosphatase PP1 isozyme 7-like
Exons: 4
Coding region: 1-882 (293 amino acids)
Cellular component (GO): nucleus; cytoplasm
Molecular function (GO): protein serine/threonine phosphatase activity
Source: RefSeq, a predicted model, not a curated record